Ruditapes philippinarum (Manila clam) is the source of this 1305-nucleotide messenger RNA. RefSeq lists its product as uncharacterized. Lineage: Eukaryota; Metazoa; Mollusca; Bivalvia; Venerida; Veneridae. The record is from RefSeq and is a predicted model, not a curated record. Bases 321 to 794 code for a protein of 157 amino acids. The transcript is spliced from 2 exons.
UUUCAGAACAGCAUGAGGAGUGUCUUCUUUCAUUGGUUAAAAACAAGGAAUAUAAUGACUAUAAUGUUCAAGUAAUUCUUGCUGCUCAUUUGUUUGGACCAUUGGCUGGUGGUUAUGAGAUAGGAAACAAAGGUUUCCCUAAGGAUGCAAGAAGAUGUCCUAGAUGUAACAAAGAUAUAAGUGAUGCACUCAAGAAUACAUCACUUGGUCAUGGAGAUGUGUGGCAUGGGCAUGCAGAUAUAAUUGUGAAAAGAAGUGUAGUCAAGGUAGAAAGUAGAGCUUAUAAAGAGGACGGUAGUGGUGAACCACAGCAUAAGAAAAUGAGAACUGAAAGUAUCGGAGAUGUAAGUUCAUCUUCAGACGAAUUUUACGACAGUGGUAUUGUAGCUGAAGUACAAAAAUAUGCAAUUAAUGAUCAGGCAGUGUCACAGGUAUUGGCUGAAACAAUCGUCAAUGCGUUUUCAGAAGUGAACAAGAAUCGGAUGCUGUCAAGUUCCUUUAUACCAUCAUUUAUAGCCACAUCUAAAGAUAUUAGAAUAAUUAUGUACAACUGUGAGCUAGAUAGUUUGAUAAUGUUAGAUGAUUUGAAGAUCUUCAUAUAUGAUGAAGUUAAAGGGAAAAAUACAUUAAAUGUUUCAACGAUUUUGAGUAUAUGGUAUGCCUUGAAUUUUGAAAAUUAUUUUAAUAGAAGCACUAGUCUUUUUCCAGAAUUUGAGUACAUGUUAAGUCAAAUUUCAAAGAACAAGCUGGUAAAAAGUUUAAGAUAUAUAAUGAAAAGUGUACUAAACCUAUGACAGAAACAGAAGGAUAUGUAGAUGUUGACUUUACAAUAUCCGGUGAACAUCUUACAGGGAAGAUAGGGCGUGAAAUUGAAACAACACUUGCAUCACUUAGACAGUCAGUACAUAAAAAAUAGUAAAAAAAAGUAAACAAGAAUUUGUAAGGUGUUCUUAAUGCAUUUGAUCAAAGAGCUUGUUGAACAAGUUUAUAGAAAAAAAUGUUUGGAUACUGUAAAUCACUUGAAAUUUGCGUGAUUUUUAUCUUGUUUAUGUAAUUGUUGAUGUAGUCCCAUUAAGUGACAGCUUUUGAUUUCGUAUACCAACAUAGUUAUUUUUCGUUUGACUGCACAAUGUAAAUUGAGGGCUGCAGAUUUCAGGUUAAAGGUUUUGUGCAGUAAUUUUUUUUGUUAAUAUAACUUCAUUGUUUCUGGAGUAAUAAAAUUCAACUUCAAAUAUACGUUCUUUACCAUCAACCACAUUCUAUUUGACAAGGUUCAUAAUUCUAGAAGUAAUAUUUUCAGAAUUA